Messenger RNA from Lemur catta (Ring-tailed lemur), 864 nucleotides. RefSeq names its product olfactory receptor 1002-like. Gene Ontology annotation, biological process: sensory perception of smell; G protein-coupled receptor signaling pathway. Gene Ontology annotation, molecular function: olfactory receptor activity; odorant binding. Lineage: Eukaryota; Metazoa; Chordata; Mammalia; Primates; Lemuridae. Bases 19 to 864 code for a protein of 281 amino acids. The record is from RefSeq and is a predicted model, not a curated record. The transcript has 3 exons. Gene Ontology annotation, cellular component: membrane.
ACAGAUUGAAUCAGAGAAAUGGCUUACAGAAAUCAAACUUUGGUCACUGAAUUUUUUUUCGUGGGAUUAACAAAUCACUUCCAGUACCAGGUUGUAUUAUUUCUGGUGUUUCUCUUUGUUUAUCUUGUCACCCUUCUGGGGAACUUGGGGAUGAUCACUCUCAUUUGGAUGGAUUCCCGACUCCACACCCCCAUGUACUUUUUUCUCAGCCACUUGUCCUUUGUGGAUGUCUGCUCCUCUUCUGUCACAGGUCCCAAGAUGUUGACUGAUAUCUUCACGGACAAAAAAGUCUGUGUGCAGCUGGUGGUGGGACCUUAUGCCAUGGGCCUUAUUAGCACCUUGACUCAUACGACUUUCGCCUUCCGCCUACCCUAUUGCGGUCCAAAUAUCAUCAAUCACUUCUUCUGUGACCUGCUUCCUGUUCUCUCCCUGGCAUGUGCAGACACCCAUGUAAAUAAAUUUUUGCUUUUCAUUUUUGCUGGAGCCCUGGGAGUGCUCAGUGGUGUGAUUAUCUUGGUCUCCUACAUUAACAUUGUCAUGGCCAUCCUCAGGAUCCGCUCUGCUGAUGGGAGGCGCAAAGCCUUUUCUACUUGCUCUUCCCACCUGACAGCUGUCUCCAUCCUUUAUGGAACACUCUUCUUUAUCUAUGUACAUCCAAGCUCUAGUUUCUCUCUGGACAUCAACAAAGUGGUUUCCUUGUUCUACACAGCAGUGAUCCCCAUGUUGAACCCACUUAUCUACAGCCUGAGAAAUAAGGACGUCAAAGAUUCAUUCAGAAGAAAGAUUGAAAGGAAGAAGUUUCUUAGAGCCUUAAGGAGUCACAAGGAAUCCCAAGAUAAAUAUGGAUAUGUUGCAUAUCACUAA